Durusdinium trenchii is the source of this 510-nucleotide messenger RNA. NCBI's taxonomy places the organism in Eukaryota, Dinophyceae, Suessiales, Symbiodiniaceae. The record is from the annotation of a GenBank genome assembly.
AUGCGACGCCCCAGCAGCGCAUUGAUGGUGUCAACGAAGCAUGACAUCCUGCGGGAGGAUGCUUGGGGUACUUUGUUUGGCCUGCAGGCACGGCCGAAGCUUCGACCACUGAGCGAGAUGUCAUCGUUCUUGGAGAGACCGCGAAGAUGCCGCGGGUCCUUCAUUUUCGUAGGUGACGAGUCUGACGACCCCACAGAGACGGUAGAUGAAUCAGACGCUGCAGCACGUGAGAAAGAAGAGGACGCAGAGUUUUCUUUGGAUCCCUUCCCCAAGACGUGUCGGAUGGAGCUUAAGCCAGGUGAGGCAAGGGCAUGCGAAGCAGCCCAGGUAGAGGGUUGCAUGGACAACUGUCGUGCCCAGUAUUUGCUACCUCGUCCCUUUGUCUUGAAGCCCUUACCAGAGGAAGAUCGGAAGGUGUGCUACAAUGCAUGCAUUGACCAUUGCGUUCUGGGUCGAACGCAGGCAGGUCAAUUGGAACUGCGGUUUCGGUAUGAGGGGAGCUACUACUAA